Molecule: messenger RNA, 3971 nt
Organism: Vitrella brassicaformis
Lineage: Eukaryota; Vitrellaceae
Source: the annotation of a GenBank genome assembly
UGGCGCCAGCCCAGGGUCAAGCAACAGAUUGACGGUUCCUUCCGCGCUUUCAUCGCAUUUCCGCGUUCCAUGAGCAAGAUGGAUGGACAGGUACGUGAGAUGCCCCAAUGCGGAUGCUUGGAUGAUGCCAGCGCGUUUCUUGGGCUCUGACUCAUCCAAUCGACGGCUUCGCUGAUGCAGGGCGGCGGGCGACAGGAGCUGCGUGAUGUCUAUGAGCAGCUGCGGUGGGUAAAGGCACAGCUGCCGAGUGAGGGAGGGAGUGCACAUGGCUGCAGUGGUUCACGGGACGGAGGGAGGGACACGGGUGAGUGGAUGGUUUGUUUGCAGCUGGCAGGGCACAUCGACCGACUGGAUGCUGUCCUCAACUUUUAUCCCACUGUCUGGGUAUGUAUGUUUGUUUGUAAGAGUGCACUCACGGUACAGAUCACCCGUCCUAGCACACUGUCAUCUGUCUGUGUGUCAGCAACUCGAUCCGCCGCCUCUUCCCUCGUUGCCUCUGCAGCUCAGGUGCGGUCUCACAGGCUUACGCUCCUCCCUCAAAGUCCUCCUCGACCACAAUGAGUUGAUAGCUAAGAAACUCACCGUCGACGAGGAGCGUCCACGGCUGGCUCAUCCGCAAUUGAACACGCUCCUGAUGUAUCUACCUGCACAGCACAGGAAAAACACUGACUGACACAUGUCCAACCAUCACCUUGGUCGUGUGUGCUUGGUGUAUUGUGUGUGCAGCACGAGGUUGGAGAAGGCGCGCGAUGAGCGUCUGAGGCUGGAGGGGGAGGUGGUGGGUCGGUGUGGCGGGUGGCCGAUGGGCUCCUACGGCAUCUACUGGCAGCGAGCAUCGGCUCCAGAUUCCGACUCACCAGCAGCAGCAGCAGCAGCAGUGGCAGCAGCGGAGAGCGGUGACAGUGGCAAUGGCGAUGUCGACCUCAGCUCUACAGAGGGCAAGGGCGAGGCUCAGCCCACGCCACCCAUCCCCAUCGCAGCUGCAUCACCUCCAGACCUCAAGUUCAUCCAGGAAAUCAGGAAACAGGUCAGCACAUUGGCUGGCCCGUGGGCUGCCCUUUCCAGUCAAUGCAAUGUUUCUUGCUUCGUCAGAUGUCCAUGCAGCUGCUGCAGGCGGAGAGGCUGCUGGGCGACCCUCUUCGAUUCAUUGUAGGCAACACAGACACACACACACCAGCACACAGGAAGCUCAUUCAUCGUCUUCUCUCUCUCUCUCUCUCUCUCUCUCUGUGCAGCUGCCUGAUGCGGGUGAGUUCGUAGCCGUGUUGUCGUCAGCCGUAGCCAUGGUGUCAAGCGCCAGUGAGGUCCUCGACGCCGCCAUCAAACCACUACUACCCAUAGCCACCGGAUGGAAGCCCCCCGCCGAGGUACGACAUAUGGGCAAGACAGCCGUCCGCAGAGGUGCAUCCCUCCACCCAUCCGUGCUGUUCUCGCUUUCCCGUGUGCAGCCGUACGGCCGGCCUUGUUUGGACGGGCUGCCGUCGAAUGUUGUGAGCGGCGUGCUGGUUGGCUUCCUCGAGGCGGCAGACGUCGCCAAGACAUCACCGACCAACCAGACGAUUCAUAGCCAAGUGGGUGGGCGGGUUACCAAACAUACACACCACAUUCUCUCCACAAAGCACUGUGUGUGAACCCUGUCUGUUGUCGUCAGGUUCGUUGUCGCGCCUCACUCGAUGGACUGCCCGGCGGCCUAUUCCUCCAGGGCAUCGCGGCCUUCUUCAGUACCAAGGCGGCCGCCCGACUGUGCCGCGUCAGUAGGGAGAUCCGCACUCAGAUCAUGAGCAAGGAGACCGGCAUAUUCCAGCACUUCAUCAUGGCCAGCGACGACACAUACACACCGCAGCAACGGACCCUGCUCAAGCCACGAUUGGUGAGACACCUACCUAACACACGCAUGCUGCGGUGGUUCUGACCCCUCUCCCUGUGCGUGCCUGCAGACGAGCGUCAAGGCAGCCACGAUCGAGGUGGGCUCAGAGCCGUCGAGAGGUCUCGCCGUCUCGGUGCCAAGAGCCUUCAGCAGCUCACGACCGAGGUGGGCUCAUGAGUCGUCGGUGGGGCUCGCCGCGUCGGUGCUGAGAGCCAACAGCACCACACUCACACGACUGGCCUUCAGAGGGACCCCAGAUGAGCCGGAACUGUUCCCUUUCCGCCCUACCGCCGCCCGUGGCGUGCCCUUCCCAAGUGUGGAGCAGCUGAGCGUGACGAGCGGCAUAUGGCUCGCAUACUUCAGGUAAGCAAGACAACACACACGCACACGCAAGCCCGGUACACGAAUCGGUAUCGUCAGCAGGCGGGAGCUAUGGACGUUUCCCGGCCUGCUGACGCUCCACAUCGACAGCAGCAGCUGCAGCUGCGGCAAGGAGAUCGAGCACAUCAUCGAGACAUCCCCCAAGCUCAUCCACAUGACGGGCUACAUGUCGGCCGCAGCAGCGGGCGAAAGCCCGGGCGAAGUCAUUGCCGAAGGCUUCGACUACAUGUACGGGGGCUUUCUCACUUCCCUCAACAGCUGCCCCGCCCUCGCAUCGCUGCCCAAGCUCAAUGUCGCCGCCUUCCCCGACCUGAGCAAGGCCUUAGGGCCACUAUCGAUGGUCAAGAACGCCCUGUCGGCACAGUGGGGCAAGCCAUCGAUGCUAGGUCGGCUCUAGGGUGGAUGUGAGUGGUGCGCUUCGAUAUGCACAUAUGCGUGUGUGUGUGUGUGUGUGGAUGCAGGCGUGCCCAAGAAGCUGCGUUUCGCUAUUGAGACUGUAGGUGUUGGCGCCGACUUCAAUGACCAGGUCAUAUGCCAUACCCACCACAUGUGUGCAGGUGAAUCACUUGUCUGUGUAUUCCCUGCAGAUCCAUUCGUUCCCUCGAGGGCGCCAGUCGUUCGGCAUCCCUUCACUCCUCUCAUGGGCACAAUCCAACAGCUGCCAGGCAAUCAAGCACGCCGCACUCACUCACUCACUGACAGAGGCGUGUGUGUGAGUCCGCCUGCUUGUCGGUGCCAUGUGUGUGUAUCAGAUUGAGUGGGGUUGUGACCACAUGUGGCUGUCGUGCGAGAGCGACAAGACCGCCGUGUCAUUCACUUCGCCUCCAGACCCCACGGCCGCACGCUUCAUUGGUCAACUCGCAACCAAAGCCGACAAGGUACCAUCCCUCCCUCCUUCCCUCCCUCCCUCCCUCCCUCCAUCCAUCCAUCCAUUGAUUGUCGGCAGGUGUCGUACCGUGGCGGCCUCUUAGCUCUGCAUGACGAUUGGAGUGACCACCUCUACUUCCCCACCGCGACUAAGCUCCACAUCGUCGCCACCAAGCCCUCCCGGGCCAUCCCCAGCAUGGCCCCCUGGCUGGCCGACCAAGACGGCAGCGGCAAGAGCACCCGAUUCCCCAACGUGACCGAGCUGGAGGUGGAGGUCGGCUGCAUCCAGGGGAUGGGAAGGGGGAUGGGGCAGGAGGAGCGAGACGAGUACGAGCAGCGCCCGCCGCUUCCACACACCCUGGGGGCGCUGCUGGGGUCGCUCCGUCCACUGGAGGACGUUGAGGUCAGGACCAGUAGCCUCGGCAUAGUGAAGGAGGUCGUUUCGUGUCUGCCAGCUCGCGUGUCGAGCCUUUUCGUAUUCUGUGCCGCGCGUCUGAGUGAGCUGCCUGCCGAUGCACCGGCUCUUGCCUACCCCCGCAUCGACAGACUGAUCAUGAAGGCGGGCCGGGGAGAGGGGAACUCUCCCAUGGAUGAGGAGCCCCUCACGUCGUAUGGAAAUGUGCAGGGGUGCGUGAGGCUCAUCUGUGCCAUGCGGCCACUGGUUUUUAAUCUGACUGCGUUGGCCGACAUGUCUGGGGGGAAGGAGGAGUUCGUCAAGGGGUGUCUGAGUGGGUGUGAGAGGGAGGUAGAGGCGCUGUAUUCGAUCACGUUUCGGCGGAUUGACGCGUAUGAGAAUACGUACCGUCUGACGGGCCACCUGCUGCAGGGGCCUGCCAGUGGUCAUCGGUAGCUAGGC